ACAUUUCAAAAAAAUUUCCGGUAUAUGGACGCACAUGGUAUUAUCAUUCCCAUUUUCAUUUUUCCCCUCCAAGCUGAAAGCAGAAACUUUUUUUGCCUUAUCAAAACCUAACCUUUACCCCCAUUCCUGCUUCAACCCGAGUGAAUAUCUAUCUUCUUUCUUCUUGUCAUUUGUAUGAAGGAAUCCUUUCUUAAUAGGGCAUUGCAAAUAAUUCUUAAACUUAUAACACCCAGCAAUAUUUAUCACAGAACUCAUAGAAGAUUUAAGUAAUUUACUGUAUGAAAAUAAAAGCAAGAAGCUAGAGAGAGAUGAUUAACUCACUUUAUUUGCUGAGGAACCAACCAAAUUGACAACACUUGCAUCUUCCUGUUAUCCACUAAUAAACCAGCAGAUGCAAAAUCCCAUUUCCUUUUAUUAGUUAUCAACUCGAAUAAAGCAUGCUACUUUGCGCCUCCUCCACGUGCGCACUUUAGCAAUGGGUAGCCAUUUUUUAUUCUUCCUUCAAAUUUAUUUAUUUUUUCUUUUCCUCCUCGUUAAAAUAUAACCUCCCUUCGCUUCAAAGUUAUUUCUUUCUUUCAGUUUCUCUUCUCAAAUUCCUCAAAAAAAAAAAAAAAAAAAAAAAGAAGGAAAUUUCCCCACAAAUUUCACAUCAAAUUAAAAUCUUUUUCAGAAUCUAUCUGAGAGGAAAAUAGACGCACAUGUGCAAAACCAAAAUGGCAGUAAACGCGUCUGACCCGAACUCAGUCCGAACUCGCCCCACUCAGUCACCCCGAACUCGCCCGAUCCAAUCAUCGCGCACAACAUCCGCACCAAGACAACCAACCUCUACGGCCUCCUCCUCCUCUUCCUCCGCCGCUCCAUCAACCUCCAACACAAGAACCAGCAGCAGCUAUUACACAACAACAUCAUCCUCCACUCUCUCAAGCCGCGCCUCUCUCUCCAGCCUCCGUGAUUCCAUUUCUCAAAGCCCUAACAUCUACGACAUCUCCGAAAUUCGCGCCGCCACCAACAACUUCCUCGCGAAACGGCACUCCUCCUCUUCCUCCGCCGCAUGCUGGCGUUGCACUCUCCGGAACACCGAAACAAUCAUAUUCCAGAGGAAAUUUCGCCGAAAAAUCGAAAUGUCAGAGCUCAUAGAAAGACUUUCUAUUCUGUGCAGAAGCCACCACACAAGUGUAAUCAAAUUAUUAGGCGUUUCCAUAUCUGGAGAUUAUAUAUAUCUAGUUUAUGAGUUCAUCAACGGCGCGAAUCUCUCUGAUUGUUUACGAAACACAAAAAACCCUAACUUCACAGUGCUUGCUGCGUGGACAUCGAGAAUGCAGAUCGCAGCAGAUUUAGCCCACGGACUUGAUUAUAUACACAACAAAACAGGAUUAAACCUGACCCUAGUUCAUAAUCAUAUCAAGAGCAGCGGUAUUAUGAUAACGGAACCUCAACUUAACGCUAAAAUAUGUCAUUUUGGAACUGCACAACUGUGUGGAGAAGUGAAUGAGAGUGAAAACACGAAAAACAAAGGGAAAAGCGAAAUAACUGAACUAGAAGAUGACGAUAAAGAAGUGAAGAGAUCUGACAGUGGAAAUGUGCAAUUUGAAGGAGUGAGAGGCUACAUGUCACCGGAAUUUCAAGUCACUGGGAUCGCGACUCAAAAAUCCGACGUGUACGCUUUUGGCGUGGUGAUUUUAGAGUUGUUGUCCGGUGAAGAGCCGUUAAAAUUCAAGUACGAUAAAAGUAGAGGUGAGUUCGUACGGACGGCGCUGAUAGAGACGGCGAGUGCGGUGGUUAACGGUGCUGGUGAGGGGAGACAAGGGAGAUUAAGGAGGUGGAUGGAUAGGAGAUUGAAAGACUCGUAUCCGGUUGAUGUGGCAGAGAAGUUGACACGUUUAGCAGUCGAGUGUGUACUCGUGGAUCCAAAUCGACGGCCUGAUAUGGGACGCGUGGCUGGCAAGAUUUCUAAGUUGUAUUUGGCUUCUAAAGAUUGGUCCGAUCAGUUGAAUAGAGUCAGUGACCAGAUAUCGGUCUCCUUAGCUCCUAGGUGAGUAAUUUUCCUUUCUUUUUUUUAAAUUUGGAAAACACAGUUUUGAUUAUUAUUAUUAUGAGAUUUAUCAAGUAAAUUGAUGGUGA
Ricinus communis (castor bean) is the source of this 2121-nucleotide messenger RNA. Its product is annotated as protein LYK5. The coding region runs from base 699 to 2036 and encodes 445 amino acids. Lineage: Eukaryota; Viridiplantae; Streptophyta; Magnoliopsida; Malpighiales; Euphorbiaceae. The transcript has a single exon. The record is from RefSeq and is a predicted model, not a curated record. Gene Ontology annotation, biological process: protein phosphorylation. Gene Ontology annotation, molecular function: protein kinase activity; ATP binding.